Arabis nemorensis is the source of this 1041-nucleotide messenger RNA. Lineage: Eukaryota; Viridiplantae; Streptophyta; Magnoliopsida; Brassicales; Brassicaceae. The record is from the annotation of a GenBank genome assembly.
AUGGGCACGAGCAGCGAUCCGGUUCAAGAUGGUUCCGAUGAGCAGCAGAAACGAUCAGAGAUCUACACAUACGAAGCACCAUGGCACAUCUACGCGAUGAAUUGGAGCGUUCGUCGCGAUAAGAAGUACCGUCUCGCCAUCACCAGCCUCCUCGAGCAGUACCCGAACCGAGUCGAGAUUGUUCAGCUCGAUGAAUCCAAUGGCGAGAUCCGUUCAGACUCAAAUCUCGCCUUCGAGCAUCCUUACCCACCAACCAAAACCAUUUUCAUCCCCGACAAGGAAUGUCAGCGACCUGAUCUUCUCGCUACCUCAAGCGAUUUCCUUCGUUUAUGGCGAAUCGCCGAUGAUCACUCCCGUGUUGAGCUCAAAUCUUGUCUCAAUAGCAACAAAAACAGUGAGUUUUGUGGUCCUUUAACUUCAUUUGACUGGAACGAAGCUGAGCCACGACGUAUCGGUACCUCAAGCACUGAUACGACUUGUACUAUUUGGGAUAUUGAGCGUGAAGCUGUUGAUACUCAGCUUAUUGCACAUGACAAGGAAGUUUUCGACAUUGCUUGGGGUGGUGUUGGGGUUUUUGCUUCUGUUUCAGCUGAUGGAUCCGUUAGGGUUUUUGAUCUUCGUGAUAAGGAACAUUCGACGAUUAUCUAUGAGAGCUCUGAGCCAGAUACUCCUUUGGUGCGUCUUGGUUGGAACAAGCAGGAUCCUAGGUACAUGGCUACUAUUAUCAUGGACAGUGCUAAAGUCGUGGUGCUCGAUAUUCGUUUUCCGGCUCUUCCAGUUGUGGAGCUUCAACGGCAUCAAGCUAGUGUCAAUGCCAUAGCUUGGGCUCCUCAUAGCUCUUGUCACAUUUGUACUGCAGGAGAUGAUUCACAAGCUUUGAUUUGGGAUAUUUCUUCAAUGGGACAACAUGUUGAAGGUGGUCUUGAUCCUAUUCUUGCUUACACUGCUGGUGCUGAGAUUGAGCAGCUUCAAUGGUCUUCUUCUCAGCCUGAUUGGGUCGCGAUUGCUUUCUCAACGAAGCUGCAAAUUCUCAGGGUUUGA